Colletotrichum graminicola M1.001 is the source of this 2100-nucleotide messenger RNA. RefSeq lists its product as uncharacterized. The record is from RefSeq and is a predicted model, not a curated record. NCBI's taxonomy places the organism in Eukaryota, Fungi, Ascomycota, Sordariomycetes, Glomerellales, Glomerellaceae. The coding region runs from base 1 to 2100 and encodes 699 amino acids. The transcript has 7 exons.
AUGGCCAACGCAUCGACAGACGGCCCAACCUGGGUAUCGCAAAUGCAACUACCUGAUUCUCAAACCGGUAGUACGCAGAAAUUCGCAGACUGUGCCCACCGAGCGAACAAGACGACGAAUAACAAACGAAUCAUUGCUUGCUGCGAUGGAACAUGGAACAAUUCUAACAAGAUGGGGGGCAUUCCAACUAAUGUCGCUCGUAUUUCGGCUGCAAUCGCUCGUAAAUGCUGUACCGGCAUGCCACAAAUCGUGUACUACACACGAGGAGCGGGCACAGACUCUUCCAAAGUUGGACAGUACCUUGGAGGCGUCUUGGGGAAGGGCGUAGUCCAAGAUAUUGCGGACACCUAUCGCUUCAUUUGCGACAACUAUAACCCCGGAGACGAAAUUGUCAUUCUUGGCUUCUCCAGGGGUGCUUUCACUGCUCGUUCAGUCUCGGGGCUUGUGUGCAACAUUGGGCUCCUGAACCGUGUGGGACUGUCACAAUUCGGGGCAAUUUUCCAUGACUACCAGAACUUCGCCAACUGGAAGCCAGGCAAGAAGUUCAACAAGGAUGAUCACCUUGUGGGUUUCACUUUCUCCAAUUUCGAGCGUCUUGAGAUAUUCAAGGCGGGCCCAGCAAGACGCAGCAACGCAGCCUUGGAAAAAGCGCUUGACGAGAGCAAGCGAGAAAUCUUCAAAUCCAUGUUGGAAUGUAAAGGAAGCAACGGUCAAACAAGGCUUCGGGAUAUGGCACAGAUUUACAGGAAGGGACUUGUCGAGCAUGAGAUGAUCUUGUGCGAAAGAAAGUCACGGAAAGAAGGCGGCCGGAUGGUCAAUGAGUUUGUCCCCACAGAGGUCAGGGUCAAAGCAGUAGGUGUAUGGGACACGGUUGGAAGUCUCGGCUGGCCGAAGAUGCCGUGGGAGAAGAUUCGCAAAGAUCGCAGCGCGGAUGAGCUUCGAUUCGCAAGUCUUGAUGUCCAUCCAAAAGUUGACCACGCUUUCCAUGCACUUGCUCUGGACGAGUGGCGGACGGCGUUCAAACCGACCCUGUGGGGAAUGAAAGACAAUACUACAACUCAGCUUCGACAAGUUUGGUUCCCCGGCAGCCACAGCAACGUUGGUGGGGGCUUUCCUGACCAGCAAAUCGCAUCAAUUGCCAUGGCCUGGAUGGCUGAUCAGCUCACAUCGAUUGGCGUUGAGUUCAGCACCCCGGAGAUGAAGCGUCUUUUUUACACGCUUGAGCCCGGCGUCAAACCGCGUGAGUGGGGUUUAGGGCAGAUCACGAAUCCUGAUGCUACUACAUCCAUCCCAGACCAGGCAUACAACGCGAUCUGGUACCCAUGGCAGAGACUCAAGGGUGAGAACACCGUUCUUGGCACCAGGACGCCCGGAAACUACAAGGAGGACGACAAAAAGACCUUGAUUACGGAUCCAAAUGAGUUCAUACACCCCUCAGUGCGUAUUAGGUACCUCUACAAAGGAUUGGGCCUCAAUGACGAGGGUGAGUGGGAAUGCGCGGCUUUGACAAAGAAUGGAUACACACUCGAGAAGACUACUGAGCCUCUUGAGCUCGGAGACCAGUACCCAAGAGGCCCGGUUGCCUCUACCUAUGAGACUUUGAGUGGAAAAGUCUCCUCGGUCCAUGGGGGUCAUGCAUUGGACACCCAAUAUCACAAAGACCACACGCUGGUUGUCCAUCAAAUGCCCUUCGAGAAGGACCUCUGCCUCCUUGACCAAGCCAAGAACCACUGGGUCUGGACCAAAGAUGCCGGAAAUGAAAAGAAGACCCUCCGAGAGGAGCGAAUCGGCAUGUGGGAACGUCUUUUCAUCGACAUCAACCACAAAAUGGUUCAGAGACAUAAGAUUGACGAGAAGGCGGCAAAGACGGCGUCGAGCUCUGGUCAGUCCAAGAGAUGGAGUUUGAAAGGAUUGGUUUACGACGGGUACCAAUUCGCCAAGGGUCGAGCUGGCAAGAUGCUCAACCGCGCCUUUGACGCAUUGGUUGGUCCAUCAGCGAAGCCCAUGCCUCUGGACUAUCCUCUCAAACAUGGGUAUCACGACAUGAUCUCUUGGCAGCUUGGCGACACGACCAAGACCCGAUCGAAGAACCCCUGGUAG